AUGAUUCGGCUCGUCGUUGACUUAAGUCAUCACAUGAUUGAGCAACGCAUAAUAUGCACAUGUGACGAGGUACAGGUAGGUAAACUAGACGAAAGCAUCGACCGUCAAGUAAACAACGUCACCUCACCGUUUGAUAUAUUUCGUGGCAAGACAGCCGGUUGA
Bipolaris victoriae FI3 is the source of this 162-nucleotide messenger RNA. RefSeq lists its product as hypothetical. The transcript has a single exon. Lineage: Eukaryota; Fungi; Ascomycota; Dothideomycetes; Pleosporales; Pleosporaceae. Bases 1 to 162 code for a protein of 53 amino acids. The record is from RefSeq and is a predicted model, not a curated record.